UCGUUUGCGUCGACCGUUGGCACCGUCCGGACCCCUGCACGAUGGAGAAGCUGAAGGAGCUCGAGGCUGCGCUCUCGGGAAACAAUCUGGAGGCGAUUUGGCUUGCAAGUGCCGCCUGGGCUGCCCAGCGGGAGGGCACUGCGAGCACAUCGUCUCACGAGGGAACCUUGACGUUGAAGUCUUUGGAUCGUCUCUUAAGUCUUGCAGUUGGGUGCUGCAAAGACAUUGAUCCCAAGAAUUGCUAUAUCAUGUCUCUGGCGGUGAUGCACAUGGCCCCCCUCGCUGCCCAGAAAUCCAACAAGGAGGAGUUGAAGCUGGUGAAGCAGGGACUGCGAGGAUGCCUCCGAUUUUUGCUGGAGAACUUCCUACUCAAAGAGGCCAAAUUGGCACCGGGAGAUGAGAUCCAAUUGUGUAUUUCUCUGCAGAAUUUCUGCGUGGGCUUUGAGAAGGUUGUGGAGAUCUGCCACUGCAGUGACGCUGCCACUGUAGCUGAUUGCCUGUUCCCUUCAGGCGAUGGCCUUGCGGUCUGCGAGGCCAUUCAUCGGGCAGUGUUGCAGCCCUUGCCGCAGCGAGAAGCGGUGGAGGAUGCAGAUCAGAAGAAACUGCAGGAUCUCUGCCACUUCUGCCGCUGGAAAGUCUCCAGAGCCGUGACGCAACUCUUGUGCCAUGCACUGAAUGCGGCCAGCAAAUUGGGAUGGCAAGGAGGGACAGCCCGACUCUGCAAGGAAGAGACUUGCAAGGCUCUGUGGCACGAAGCACGCUGCGGGUCCGACGCGGCGCGACAGCAGCUCUGCUUAGAGCUGCUGUGGCAGAUCACCCGGCGCACCAAGAACUGCAAAGCUGGUGAGACCAUCCAGCGACCUCAGUUCCUGGUGAAAUUUCUGGAGGCCGGGGGUGGAAGAUGGUUUGACCAGGAGGUGACCUGUGGCAAGAUGAUUCAGAACACGGCGCCAAAGGAUUUCCCCGCGAGAAAAGCGAAGAUGCUGAACGAAGUGUCUGAAUGCGGUGGUGGCAUUCUGCAAGGCACUUGCGCCCUCCGUUGGGGCCACCUGAACCAAGAGAAGGUGAAGGUGAUGCUGACGAAACACAGUUUUUCGCUGGAGUUUCCAGGUGCGGAGAUCCUGGGAACCCUCCUGCAGACUUUUGUUUUCCAGGAAAUUUUGAUGCACAAGGACCGCCCCAGCAGCGCCCAAUGGCCGUUGCAAGUUGGAAUUGACCCCUAUGCUGCGAUGGUGUUGCGCGCCAUUCCUCCCGAAAUCGCCAAAUCGAUUGAUCAACAGCAAGUGAUGACUCUGGAGGUGGACGAGGACGCCAUGAGUUUCAUCGGCAAGUUGCAUGACCUCCUCCACGGCAACGACGCCCACCAAAACGCAUUGACCGCACCAGGAAAGACUUCGAGCUCCUCAAAGGCAGACGUGAAGAAAACCGCUGCAAAAGCGCAGCCCAAAGUGCCUCCGACCCGGAGAGUCACUCGAAGCAUGACCCGCAGCCAAUCCUUGGCAGCGCCGCUUACUUCGGCGCUGGCGCCACCUGUCCGAAGUCCCUCGGAUCCACGGCGAAGUGGCGGAAUCAGCAUGGAAAAUGUGCUUCCUUUGCAAGGUGCCAGCGAGCCGAUCCAUCGGCCAGAAGGGCCACCGAAGAAACUCAGGAAAGUUCAGGAGUUCCCAUCGUCCACGGUGGCGCCUCAAGCGGUUGCGCCACCGGAUGGCAACAAGAAGAAAGGUUUGUGGGAGAAGGCCAGCGACAUCGCGCGCUCCGCGAAAGCCAUGCUAGGCGCCACAGUGGCCACCCCAGCGCGGGCGGUCAGUUCCGCCGCCGUCCCAACGCCCACAUUGAAGCGCUGUCGCAGUGCUUCCCCGGGACGACGCAGCAGUGGCUUGGCGAACGUGAAUGGCGUGGUUCAGCGUGGUACAGAUCCGAAUUCAUUGAGCUCCGAAGCCUGUCCGUCCGGACUGAAUUCAGCGCCGCCUGCCGGUCCCUUCGCAACUCGAAGGGCCCGCUCCGCGGACCCAACACCAACUGCCAGGGCAGUGCCAGCAGUGAAGAGAAGUCGAUCUGAAGGGCGACAUGUGAAGAAGACUUCGACAGAUGCAACUUGGAAAAACUGGGAGAUAUGGCGGGUGGGUAGAUGA
Messenger RNA from Cladocopium goreaui, 2132 nucleotides. The record is from the annotation of a GenBank genome assembly. NCBI's taxonomy places the organism in Eukaryota, Dinophyceae, Suessiales, Symbiodiniaceae.